AUGUUUUCUUUACAAAGAGUAUCUACUCGGAUUAUUAACAAAAGAACCAUAUCUGCGAUUCGACCUAUUCUUGGUCUUCGUGGUUAUGCAACUGCUCAAGACAUUUCAUCUUUGCUUCUCGUCGAACACAAAAAUAAAGCUAUUGCAAGUUCUACAUUCAAUGCGCUCACAGCUGCUUCAAAACUCGGUGGUAAUGUGAUUGCCCUUGUUGCUGGCGAAGAUCCGGAUCCUAUAGUUUCAGAGGUUUCUAAACUUCAAGGCGUUUCCAAAGUUCUCAUAGCAAAAGACAAAGUUUAUGAGCACGGAAUUGCAGAAGUUUAUGCACCUUUACUGGCGUCAACUCAGAAGCAGUUAAAGUUUACGCAUUUGGUGGCUCCUCAUUCAGCAUUUGGUAAAAAUAUUAUGCCUCGUGUCGCAGCGUUAUUAGAUGUUGCACAAAUUUCGGACGUUAUUGGUAUCGAAUCUCCGGACACUUUUAUAAGACCAAUUUAUGCAGGAAAUGCUAUUGCUAAGGUGAAAUCAAAAGAUCCUAUCAAAGUUCUAACUGUCAGAGGAACAGCGUUUCCUCCUGCUACCAUAAGUGAUCAAACAGGAGCUUCAUCUGAGGCGGCACCUGAAUCCGAGAAACCUGCUUUGACUGAAUGGAUUGGCGAAGAUCUUCAAAAAAGCGAUCGGCCAGAACUUGGAGCAGCAACAAAAGUUGUAUCGGGUGGUCGAGCCUUGAAAAGCAGGGAGAAUUUCGAUAAAUUAAUUAAUAAUCUUGCCGAUUCAAUUGGAGCUGCUAUUGGAGGGUCAAGAGCUGCCGUAGAUGCAGGAUAUUGUGAUAAUGCCUUACAAGUUGGGCAGACAGGAAAAGUCGUUGCGCCAGAAUUUUACUUGGCGGUAGGUAUAAGUGGUGCAAUACAACACGUUGCUGGAAUGAAAGACAGUAAAGUGAUAGCGGCAAUUAAUAGUGAUCCGGAUGCACCAAUUUUUCAGGUUUCAGAUUACGGUCUCGUUGCGGAUUUAUUUACCGUUGUACCUGAAUUGACUGAAAAAUUAAAAAAAAAAGAAUUAAAUUAA
Funneliformis geosporum is the source of this 1062-nucleotide messenger RNA. NCBI's taxonomy places the organism in Eukaryota, Fungi, Glomeromycota, Glomeromycetes, Glomerales, Glomeraceae. The record is from the annotation of a GenBank genome assembly.